Zerene cesonia (dogface butterfly) is the source of this 2787-nucleotide messenger RNA. RefSeq names its product membrane alanyl aminopeptidase-like. Gene Ontology annotation, molecular function: metalloaminopeptidase activity; peptide binding; zinc ion binding. The coding region runs from base 1 to 2787 and encodes 928 amino acids. The transcript has 14 exons. The record is from RefSeq and is a predicted model, not a curated record. Gene Ontology annotation, biological process: proteolysis; peptide catabolic process. Lineage: Eukaryota; Metazoa; Arthropoda; Insecta; Lepidoptera; Pieridae. Gene Ontology annotation, cellular component: cytoplasm.
AUGACUCGACAAUUUUUAAAACUGGCUGUUUGCAGCCUUAUACUAGGCCUUUCUAAAAGCGACACAAAUUAUCGGCUCAACACGCCCAUCGAACCAUCAGUAUAUUCAAUAGCAAUCACACCAUACUUUGAUACUGGUGAUGAUAAAGCAUUCACAUUCGACGGAGAAGUUAGCAUACAAUUUAGAACAGAUACCAAAAUAAAUCAUAUAAAAAUUCAUUCAGAAGACCUCAAUUUUAAUUCUUCUGAUGUACGAGUGACAAGCGGGUCUGUAAUUGUUAAUCUGAAGGAAGAAAAUCCUAUAGAAUUCGAUAAAAAAUAUGCAUUUGCCUUCAUUAAUCUGGAAACCGAACUUCUUCCUGGCUAUGACUAUGAAUUGAAAAUUGAUUAUAAAGGUCCGAUAAGAACUGAUCUGAAUGGAUUCUAUAGAAAUUAUUACAUCGAGGGAGGAGUUAAAAAGUGGUUAGGGGCGACACAAAUGGAACCAACGCAUGCGCGAAAAGUGUUUCCUUGCUUUGAUGAACCAGAUCUUAAAGCGUCGUUUAUGCUUUCUAUAGACAGACCAGAAAACUUUAAACCGAGUUUGACAAACACGAAACUUCAAACUUCUAUUCCAUUGGCAAACGGUUACAUAAGAGAAGUGUUUUAUCCUACUCCAAGAAUGUCUACUUAUCUGGUAGCAUUUCUUGUAUCAGAAUUCGAUGGAGCAGCAACCACUACAAAUGGUGUAAAAGAAUUUGGUAUUUACACUCGUCCCGAAGCUACUAAUCAAAGCGCGUAUGCUUUUGAUUUUGGUCAAAGGGUCGUAGAUGCUCUUGGAGAUUAUUAUGGUGUCGACUAUUAUUCAGUUGAUAGCAAUUUGAAGUUAGACCAUAUUGCUUUGCCCGAUUUUCGUGCAGGCGCUAUGGAAAAUUGGGGAUUGAUCAAGUAUAGAGAAUCCCUUUUACUCUAUGUACCUGAAGACUCCAAUCCUUACUACAAGUACAGAGUAGCACAAAUUGUGGCCCACGAAACAACACACAUGUGGUUCGGUAAUUUGGUUACCUGUCACUGGUGGAGUAACACGUGGCUGAACGAGGGAUUUGCUAAUUACUUCCAAGAUUAUAUCACAGCUUUAAUCGAACCUAAUGUUGGAUCUGCCAAUAUGCUCGUUAUAGGAUCAGUUUACUCUGCAUAUGACGCUGAUGAAGACAAAAGUUCAGUUCCCAUCACUAAUAAUGAUGUUAAUUCACCAGCAGAAAUAAGUGCUCAUUUCGGCACAAUUACAUAUCAAAAAGCUGGUUCUGUUAUUCGAAUGAUGCAUCACCUUUUGGGAGAAGAUGCUUUCAAAUUUGGCUUACAUACUUAUCUGGAUAAAAACAAAUUCCAGCCAAGUUACCCAGACAUAUUAUAUUCGGCGCUAGAAGAUGGUGCAUCGACUUUUAACUCCCUUGCAGCAUUCCCCGAGCACAACUUGACUAGUGUCAUGAGUUCAUGGAUAUCCCAAGCCGGCCAUCCAAUUUUACAUGUUGAGGUCGAUUAUGAAACUUCAACAGUUGCUCUGAAACAGGAACGAUUCUAUACUAAAUCAUCGGAGAGUUCAGAUGAAGUCUAUGACAUUCCCAUAACAUAUACAACAGGCAGUUCCCCUAAUUUUGAGAACACCAAGCCUAUUUUUAUUAUGGAUUCUGAAAAUCAUGAACUCAAAGUAAAUCAGUCAGAAGAAAAUUGGAUUAUUUUUAAUGUUCAAGAAACAGGUUUAUACAGAGUUAAUUAUGACGAAAAAACGUGGAAGCUGAUAAUGAAUCAUCUCAAAGGCAAUAAAAGAGAAGAAAUUCAUCACUUAAACAGGGCUAAGAUAGUCAACGAUCUAUUUGCAUUUGUGUAUGCAGAUGUUGUGGAAUUUCAAUUGCUCCACGAAGUUUUAGAAUUUCUAGAAGAAGAAACACAUUUUACUGUUUGGUACGCUGUUAUACGAAAUUUGAAGACACUGAGGAAUAAAUAUUUGGGCAGUAACGCUUUGAGUCAAAUUGAUGCAUACUCCUUAAAACUGAUGGAUAUUGCUAUAAGCAAAGUUGGAUAUGAAGUAAACGCUGCGGAUGACUUUGAAACUUUAAGGAACAGAAUGCAAGUUCUAGAAUUCGCAUGCAAGAUUGGGCAUAAAGGUUGUAUUGACAAUACUUUGGCGCUAUACAAAGAAUUCAAAGAUAAUGGAAAAGAAAUUACACCGAGCUUACGUCCCGUUUCAUAUUGUACUGGCUUACAAUUUGGAAAUGCUGAUGAUUAUGACUUUAUGUGGAACAGAAUGGCAAAAACAAACGUGGCCAAUGAAGCUAGAACGAUUGGUGAGGUGCUGGGCUGUACUACGGAUGAGGAGAAGUUGAGAAGUUUCCUUGUAUCAAUGCUUGUGAAAGACAGUCCUAUUCGCGCUCAAGACCUAACUGUUCCUAUAACUGGUGUCCUGUCUAACUACAGUCAUGUGGCUAUUGUACUGGACGAAUUGGAUAAGAAUAUAACAUUAUGGAAAUCAAUUUACUCAUCUUUAGAUAGCGUUUUGCCACAGAUAGCAUCUUCGAUGCAUACUGAAGACGAACUAGAUAAGUUUGAGGCCUGGCUGUCAGCUUGCGCAGAAUGUGGUGAAUCAGCGGUGUCCCAAGCUAGAAAAUCUUUAGCUACUGCGAGAGAAGCUACUUCGUGGGCUAAAGACCAUGAAGCCAGCAUAUUAUCCACUCUGAGAAGUCAUGCUGGAGUCAUAACUGCGUCUUCAGUCACGCUGCUAAUAGGUGUUUUCGGGGCCCUAAUGUUAUAA